This is a messenger RNA of Anopheles moucheti, 1453 nucleotides long. RefSeq lists its product as uncharacterized. Lineage: Eukaryota; Metazoa; Arthropoda; Insecta; Diptera; Culicidae. The transcript is spliced from 2 exons. The record is from RefSeq and is a predicted model, not a curated record. The coding region runs from base 295 to 1353 and encodes 352 amino acids.
AAGACUGCGAAAUGAGGAAGGCACGCGACGAAAAUAGUGUCUUAGCAUAACAAAUUGUGUUUUGUUAUUGGACAAACGCCUCUACUCCACGCCCCGAGCUGUUUAAAAAGCCCCUCAAACAAGUUUCAAAACACUUCCGCGUUGUAAGGCACAAUAGGAGGGUGUGUUUCAUUCCCAGUGCGCGCUUCGACAAAUCGUACCUGUAAAACCGGGGUUGAGGAUUGAGGAUUGGGCAACCGGAAGUUUUCAGUUUUAUCGCAAUCCCUUUCGCAGUCCGAACGGCGGAGCAGCAGAAUGGUGAUAUCGGCUGAGCAUGAGCGCAACGGUAUAGCGGACUUCUUCACCCAGGUUGAUCCUGAAGUGCGCAAAGUUACGCUAGCGAUUGGGAACAUCAUCUCGAAAAACUCCAUCAAAGAGAUCACGCUGGAAAAGUCUUUAAACGUUAUGAUGGAACAUUGUCGUGAUGCUGGAACCUUGCUGGCCAAAAACAUAGUUAAAACAGAGUACCUCGUCAAAUACCUGCAAAGCUACAACAUUAACUUACCACAAGACAGUUCAAAGGCGAUGAUAAUUGAGCAUUGCUUGCAACUCUGGAGACGCAAGUACGGUAGCUCAACGGAUGCAUCCUAUGUACCAUCGUCGAACGACAUGCCGGGACCGUCGUCUACUUCGUACGCAUUUCCAUCGACAUCCGCAGACUCCAGCUGUUCAAGCGGGACCACGCUGCAAAACCACAUCGAUAAUUACAACGCACUGGCAGCAUCUUCGAGUGGUGUGUUCUUCAGUGAAAAUACAAAUGGACCCGGUGAUGAAUCGGACACCGAAGCACCCGGCCUGGAGCAAUAUCCGGUGAAUCUGCUCGCACUCGAUUACACCGUAUGGUUCUUUCUCAAGUGGAACCGCAACUCGCUCGACGAAAGUGCAUUUUGGAACGAUGCCAACUGUACAGUCAUGCUGGAGAUCAGCGAAACACAACAAGGCACCGAACAGGUGUGCGGGCCACAGGAUAUCAUCAAUCUGAUCCUUAGCCUUAAGUUCCAGUACAACUUUCAGCUAGUGCCGAACAUAAUGUUCGAUGGAUGCCAAGGGCGAAUUAUGGAGUCGGGUGUGCUGGCGCUUUCAUGUGGCGUCGUGUACAACAAUCAACCAGGACCGGAUAACCGGUUCGUGUGUCUGGGUGAGUUUGAAACGCUAAUCGGUCUUCGGCGUGAUCCGAUGGAGAAUAACAAUUGGAAAAUACGGAUGCUGAAGCUCUACAUACGGUAUAAGAAGGUGGACAAUCUCCCCGCGCUGGCAAACAGCAAAAUGCUCAACAACUGUCUAAUGAUUCCGUUAACGAUGGAUAUAGUUUAGGAGAUCGUUCAAAAGCCCAGUUACCGGAAAAUUCACUUCUCAUGCUCAAACACAACGUGCCUUUUAGUUGAUAGUCUGAGACUAUUGGUUGGUUACGGUG